AUGUACGCAUUAGUCCGCUUUUUGAACAGCUUCGACAAGAAAGAGUACGUAGUGCCGGUUCACAACGUCAAGGACUUCCACCCGGCAAACAAGGAUGACUUCAACAAAACUAAAGUUUAUACGACACUCUGGAUCGACGAAGACCCGGAUAUUACAGGAUCCUACACCUGUCGAAUUCUGCUGCUGGCAGACUCGGAAGAAGAGUUGCAUAAGCAAAGAAGCAACAAGCGUCUUCCGCGCCUUGUGAUAAAUGCUUCAGACAUGGAGCAUGAAGAAGAACUCAUCGACCUCGACUUGCAGCAGCCAGCAGCAACAGCACGCUGACUGCAAAAGAGGUACUACACUAAGUGCUCUAAACUUUUGCCAUGCUUCAGUCGAACAUUGCUUAUUUGUUUUCAUUUCUUUCUGCAGGCACACAAGAAGCUUAAACAGAGUCAGGCAGCAUCCAAAAGUGCUGCUUAUGACAAAAUACUGAGUCAACAUGCCUCAAGUGUGCUGGAAAAAAAUAAAGCUGCCCGAGGGUCUCAAGUAAGCAUUAAAAUGUACACUUCUCGAUUUUAUUCAUUCCUUUUCAACUCCUUACUAUUCUUUGUGCACAGUCAUCUUCAAAAAGGUACGAGAUCACCGACCAGAA
Rhipicephalus sanguineus (brown dog tick) is the source of this 634-nucleotide messenger RNA. RefSeq lists its product as uncharacterized. NCBI's taxonomy places the organism in Eukaryota, Metazoa, Arthropoda, Arachnida, Ixodida, Ixodidae. Gene Ontology annotation, biological process: negative regulation of DNA-templated transcription. The record is from RefSeq and is a predicted model, not a curated record. Gene Ontology annotation, molecular function: DNA binding. Bases 1 to 324 code for a protein of 107 amino acids. The transcript has 2 exons.